Molecule: messenger RNA, 1574 nt
Organism: Empidonax traillii (willow flycatcher)
Lineage: Eukaryota; Metazoa; Chordata; Aves; Passeriformes; Tyrannidae
Gene: RPS6KB1
Product: ribosomal protein S6 kinase B1
Exons: 15
Coding region: 63-1571 (502 amino acids)
Biological process (GO): protein phosphorylation; signal transduction; cellular response to insulin stimulus
Molecular function (GO): protein serine/threonine kinase activity; ATP binding
Source: RefSeq, a predicted model, not a curated record
UGCGGGGGCCCGGCCCAUGAGGCGGCCCUGGGCCCGCGCCCCGGCCGAGCCACCACACAGCCAUGGCGGGCGUGUUCGACAUCGACCUGGACCAGCCCGAGGACGCGGGCUCGGACGAGGAGCUGGAGGAAGGGGGUCAGUUAAGUGAGAGCAUGGACCAUGGAGGAGUUGGCCAAUAUGACCUGGGCAUGGAGCAUUGUGAGAAGUUUGAGAUCUCAGAGACCAGCGUGAACAGGGGCCCCGAGAAGAUCCGUCCCGAGUGCUUCGAGUUGCUGCGCGUGCUGGGCAAGGGCGGCUACGGCAAGGUGUUCCAAGUACGGAAAGUGACCGGAGCAAACACCGGGAAAAUAUUUGCCAUGAAGGUUCUGAAAAAGGCAAUGAUUGUAAGGAAUGCCAAGGACACGGCUCACACGAAAGCAGAGAGGAAUAUCCUGGAGGAAGUGAAACAUCCCUUCAUCGUAGACUUAAUUUACGCCUUUCAGACUGGUGGAAAACUCUACCUCAUCCUUGAGUAUCUCAGUGGAGGAGAACUAUUUAUGCAGUUAGAGAGAGAAGGGAUAUUUAUGGAAGACACAGCUUGCUUCUACUUGGCAGAAAUCUCGAUGGCACUGGGGCACUUGCAUCAAAAAGGAAUCAUCUACCGGGAUCUGAAGCCAGAGAACAUCAUGCUCAACCACCAAGGUCACGUCAAACUGACUGACUUCGGAUUGUGUAAAGAAUCUAUCCACGAUGGGACAGUCACACACACAUUCUGUGGAACAAUUGAAUACAUGGCCCCUGAAAUCCUGAUGAGGAGUGGGCAUAACCGUGCUGUGGACUGGUGGAGUCUGGGGGCAUUAAUGUAUGACAUGCUGACUGGAGCACCUCCUUUCACUGGGGAGAACAGAAAGAAAACAAUUGACAAGAUCCUCAAGUGUAAACUCAACUUGCCUCCCUACCUCACACAAGAAGCCAGAGAUCUGCUUAAAAAGCUGCUAAAAAGAAACGCUGCCUCACGUCUAGGAGCUGGUCCUGGAGAUGCUGGAGAAGUUCAGGCUCACCCCUUCUUCAGACACAUCAACUGGGACGAGCUGUUGGCACGGAAGGUGGAACCUCCUUUUAAACCCUUAUUGCAAUCUGAAGAGGAUGUGAGCCAGUUUGAUUCAAAGUUUACACGUCAGACACCUGUUGAUAGCCCAGAUGACUCAACUCUCAGUGAAAGUGCCAACCAGGUCUUUCUGGGUUUCACCUACGUGGCUCCAUCUGUACUUGAAAGCGUAAAAGAGAAAUUUUCUUUUGAACCAAAAAUCCGCUCCCCUCGCAGGUUCAUCGGCAGCCCAAGGACCCCAGUCAGCCCUGUCAAGUUUUCCCCGGGAGAGUUCUGGGGCCGAGGCGCUUCAGCAGGCACGUCCAACAGCCAGCCCGCCGUGGAGUACCCCCUGGAGAGCGGCGGCAUCGAGCAGAUGGACGUGUCGGUGUGCGGGGAGGCGUCGGCGCCGCUGCCCAUCCGGCAGCCCAACUCGGGGCCCUACAAGAAGCAGGCGUUCCCCAUGAUCUCCAAACGGCCCGAGCACCUGCGCAUGAACCUAUGACAG